AUGCUUGUACCCUGUUUGCACCUUGUGCUGAUCAGGUAUUUUGGCACAAUGACAAAUAAAUGCGAUUUAGAAGGACUACAUCUUUGUUUGUAGGAUGAAAGUUAUAGGCUGUGCUAGAAUGCAAACUUUGCGGAUUGUAUGAUCUUCUGCUGAUGAGAACAGGACAAUAGCUCGGUGAGAACGUUUCAAGAGCAUUGGAUUUAACUUGAAGAUCAACAUGAAGUUCGCCCAGUUGUUGUUAAAGAACAACUCAAAGCUAAACAUACCAAUGCAAGUGGACCGAUUUUCUAAGUUCUCUCCGUCCCCACUCUCAAUGAAGCAGUUUAUUGACUUUGGAUCUGCCAAUGCCUGUGAGAAGACCUCCUUCAUUUUUUUAAGGCAAGAGCUUCCUGUCCGGUUAGCCAACAUCAUGAAGGAGAUAGACUUCCUCCCAGACAAACUGCUUAGCACCCCCUCUCUGAAGCUGCUUCAUAGCUGGUACGCCCAGAGUCUGAUGGAGCUUGUUGACUUUUUAGAGAAUAACCCUGAUGAUAAAAAGGUCUUAACUAAAUUCACAGAAAUGUUGAUCAAUGUCAGGAACAGGCAUAAUAAUGUGGUGCCCACCAUGGCACAGGGAGUGCUGGAGUACAAGGAGGCCUUUGGCGUGGAUCCCGUGACCAAUCAGAACGUCCAGUACUUUUUGGACCGUUUCUACAUGAGCCGAAUCUCCACACGCAUGCUGAUGAAUCAACACACAUUAAUCUUUGAUGGCAGCACCAAUCCAGCCCACCCUAAACAUAUUGGCAGUAUCGACCCACACUGUGAUGUUGUGGAGGUUGUAAAAGAUGCCUAUGAGAGUGCCAAAAUGCUGUGUGAUCAGUACUACUUGACCUCUCCAGAAGUGGAAAUCAAACAAGUGAACUUUAAAGGACCCAAUGAGCCCAUAAAUAUAGUUUAUGUGCCUUCUCAUCUGUACCACAUGCUCUUUGAACUCUUCAAGAACGCAAUGAGAGCAACUGUGGAAACCCAUGAAACCAGCCUACAUCUUCCACCAAUCAAAGUGAGAGUUUCUCUUGGGAGUGAAGACCUGAGUAUUAAGAUGUCUGACAGAGGAGGUGGUGUUCCCUUGAGGAAAAUUGAAAGGCUUUUCAGCUACAUGUAUUCUACUGCACCGAGUCCUGUGAUAGAAGAUACUCGCAAUGCUCCUCUGGCUGGUUUUGGCUAUGGUCUUCCUAUCUCCCGCCUCUAUGCCAAGUACUUCCAGGGAGAUCUACAGCUGUACUCUAUGGAGGGAUAUGGAACAUCGGCAGUCAUAUACCUAAAGGCCUUAUCCUCAGACUCCAUAGAGAGACUGCCUGUUUUCAACAAGUCAGCCUUAAGGCAUUAUCAAACCAGCACAGAGGCAGAUGACUGGUGCAUCCCGAGCAGUGAGCCCAAAAAACUGGGAAAGUAUGAAUAUAGUGUCUGAGAACCUGUGAUCGUGCUCUGGGAGGAAAAGUUGAAAUGAUGAACUUAUGAACUGAACAAGACUAUGGUCAGUGUGUGUGGAGGCCAUGAGUUAAUUAGGAUAACUAUAUAUUUGACUAUUCAGGUAUUACAGAAGCAUAGUAUUAUCAAAGGUUUGAUCACUUAUUUUUUGAAUGUUACCAUCUGAAUGAAAAGGGCAUUUUUGUCUUCCAUAUCUCAUGUUUCUUAUACACCACACACUUAAUUUGCGGUGCUAACACUUUCCAGCUUUCCUUGAGAAUUUCAAAGAAGUCGCUGGGUUUCUCUUAAAUAGGAAAAUAUAUAUUGUAACUGACUUCAGACUUCAAAUGUACAGAAGCUAAUUGGUUGUUUGAGCAUGUGUUGAUUUCUAUAUAUUAGCAUGUAUUGUCAAGCCGACAAUUCUGGAAGUAUUUUUAGGAGUAUGUGGACUUGUUUUAUUCAGUGGGACCAAGUCAUGAGUGUCCAAUGCAUUGUGCGAGUCAUAGCCUUCAUCUCUUGUGUUUGAGAGAUCACACAAAUUAACUAAAGUAACCCAGGAUUUAUUUAUUUUCGUGGUAGAAAAUGCGUUCACAAUGCAAGCCUUAAAAUGACAAUAGUUGCAUAUUGAUUGAUUGUUUCUUUUGCAGAGUUAGAAAUGUUCCAGUAACAGUCAGAUUUACUGUCACUCCUGUAAGUUUAAAUUAGUUUCUUAAACAAUGAGGUCAAAUAUUUCACACAAAACAUUAAAUGUAUGCCCUAUGCAUCUUAGAAGAAGAAUAUUAAUACUAAUACUAAAAUAAAUUUUUAAAGUAAGCUCAAGAGUUGUUGCCAGGGUAACAUAAGUAACCCAGUUCAUAUACUGUAUAAAAAAGGGUUUUCUGAUAUACUGGGCAAUUGCCAAACUAUUUUUCUUUCUUCAGUAAGGGGACUCAAAGGGUUGUUCCAAAUAUAAGAAAAUGUCCAUAAUAGUUUCGGGCCCUUCCACAGGACUGUUAGAGAAUUGUUCAUUCAUACAGUAAUGCCAUGUUCCCUUCAGAGUAUCCACAUCAACGGCUCUGCCCUUUGAAGUGAGUAGGGCAUAUUGAUGAUCACUUUCGACUGGAAUUCGACCACUGUAUGCAAUACAGAUAAUUCUGACAACAGCUCAUAGCUGAAAACAUUUAAAUUGUUCUGUGUGAACAAACACAACAUGUAGCACCAUAGUCAACAUUUAUGGAUCUUGUGGCAAUAUUCCUUUAUUUUCAUGUUAAUUUUUAAGAUAAAUGAAAUGUCUUGUUUUUAAUUAUAUUAUCUCAGGAUUGUGCAAAUUUGCCUUUCAAGUUUUCUUUUCCAUUCAUUUAUUUUUCAGAGUUGAUUUUAUUGUAUUUAAUAUUUGUCAAGUUGGCAUUUUGAAAGCAAUGCGAAGGACCUCUAUGAAUAUUAUGGGAAUUGAAGUGGCAAAAGCUGCUUUCUUACAAGUGACCCUCAUCAAAUUCUACUAUCCAUUUCCUACUGAAGUAGGUUUCAGCUGCUAGCAGAUCAGCUGCUAAAAUGUGUUUGCCUUUUACAGAGGAGGAAGUACAACCUCAACGGUUCAUUUGCACAUUUCCAGUUAUAAUCUAGUACUGAAAUCUACAGUGUUGAUCAGUGUCCUCAUUCAUACAUCAUAAGAUUAAUUUGCAGUCAUUGAGAGCACAACCUUCACUUGAAAACACACCUCCUUCCUGAUGUGCUUUAGAUACACAAUCCUGUAUUCAGAAAGCAGCUAGAAUCUGGAAGCACAGGAUCAGUGCCUAAAAAACAGUGUUUGCCUCACUGCAAUAAUAAAUAGUUGCUCCAUUACUCAUUUAUAGAUUCAGUGUGAGAGGGCCUGUUUCUGUACUAUUAAAACUAUGAAGUGAAAAGCAGAAUUUUGAUUAAUCUCUCUCU
Messenger RNA from Xyrauchen texanus (razorback sucker), 3354 nucleotides. RefSeq names its product pyruvate dehydrogenase (acetyl-transferring) kinase isozyme 2, mitochondrial-like. The transcript has 11 exons. The coding region runs from base 218 to 1447 and encodes 409 amino acids. Gene Ontology annotation, molecular function: pyruvate dehydrogenase (acetyl-transferring) kinase activity. Gene Ontology annotation, cellular component: mitochondrion. The record is from RefSeq and is a predicted model, not a curated record. Lineage: Eukaryota; Metazoa; Chordata; Actinopteri; Cypriniformes; Catostomidae. Gene Ontology annotation, biological process: regulation of glucose metabolic process; protein phosphorylation.